UUUGAAGGUGUUUUGUAGUGAGGUUGUAUUCAUUCAUAGAGCAAUCCAAACCACGUGACCCAAUAUGGCGGCGUAGGGCAAACAAUCUAAUUAUUGUCAUAAGAGUCACAGCAUACCUAUGCUGUGUAAGAGUAUCAAUAUCAUUGGUUUUGGUGUCGUUCGCUAUUGUGGAGUGUUUCUUCACAUUUUUGGAGUUUUUGUGGUGUUUAAAUUCAAUCAAAAUGGAAAGUGAAUACUUGAAAUCACUAUUGCUGAACAGCAGAGACGUUGCUAAACGAUAUAUAAUGAAGUUGAGAUUGGUCAAUGGUUUAGACCCUUUCUCAUUGAAUGUUUCUAAUUUGGAUUAUUCAAUUGAUGGUGUUCCUCCAGUUGCAUAUGUGGAUAUUGCUUCGUAUUUGGUUUUUACCCACAGUUUUUAUUCACAUGUGCAGAUGAAGGCAUAUAAAGGUUUGGAAUUGUAUAAAUAUAUUGAAUCUGACAUCGUUGUGAAGGUGGGAACAAAGAUUGAGAACAAUUUAAUCAUUUUUGUUGGACAGGACAAGCAUUCACAGAAAGCAAAUGCGAAACCUUUAGAUGUUUGGUGCAUCAUAGCAAAAUAUGGAAGCGUACUUUUAUGGCCGGAGACAGUGAAGUUUGUAGUCACGUUGACACCAUAUUAUUUGCUGGUGAUUAUGCAAAUACCAAGAAAGCGGCAAUGUCAUGCACAGAUAUAGAAGCUGUGUGGCCAAUGCCAUCCAUGACACAGAUGUUCCCAAUUGUACCAGUACAUGAAAAUUUGUGAAAGCAGCCACGAGUUCUAGCCAUGGAUUUGUUGAAGCGUCGCACGAGACCCGACUAUCAGCGGCUCCCAAAAUGAGGAUCAAAUUCGUGGCCAGCAAUGACUUUACUCAAUGACCUCAAAAAAAAAUCCAUAAUUCCGUCACAUCAUCCGUGAGUGGGGAUUUUUUUCUUCGAAUAUAUUCACUGAUGCAUACAGAACAAAUCUCAUAUUUUGGAAUAUUUUGUCACGGAGAAAAUUAACCUCCACUCCCAAGGCCGUAGCGAAAAUAAAAACCAGGGGGGGGG
Messenger RNA from Leptinotarsa decemlineata (Colorado potato beetle), 1065 nucleotides. RefSeq lists its product as uncharacterized. Lineage: Eukaryota; Metazoa; Arthropoda; Insecta; Coleoptera; Chrysomelidae. The record is from RefSeq and is a predicted model, not a curated record.